Molecule: messenger RNA, 882 nt
Organism: Epithele typhae
Lineage: Eukaryota; Fungi; Basidiomycota; Agaricomycetes; Polyporales; Epitheliaceae
Exons: 3
Coding region: 1-882 (293 amino acids)
Source: RefSeq, a predicted model, not a curated record
AUGUCAAAACGACAUGUCCCUGCUGUCCUCCAUGCCGAGCUCUCCGAGUACUCUGCGCUCCUGCGCGCCUUGCGGACCAGCGACACCCUCGACUUGACCUCUCAGCUAUUACGACCACCUCCGGAUCAAUCGUCUCAGCCCCCGGACGCCGACGAUGCACCUUUGAGCGAUGAUGACAGCGCGCACCCAGGACCCCCUCCCACCGAGUCGACUUCGCAACAUGUUACAGAUUUACCAUCCCCUGCACCAUCUCGUUCCCAGUCUCGCUCUCGCAGUCGGUCACGCCCUCCUUCAGCCAAAGGCAAAAGCAAGGAAAGAGACCUCUGGACACGAUGGCCUCUCCUCGCCGGCGACGUCCACGUUCCUGAAUGGGGCCUCAUCGACGAAGUCAAGCAUGCGGUCGAGCAAGUUCUGAAGUCUUCCCACUCUCCUACAACUUCACAUACCUCAUCGACCGCCCCCGCCGCUGACAUCGACGAGAACGCUUCCCCCACACUGGACGACAUACCUCUCCCGGACGACGAUUAUCCUACCUUGUCUCAGGCCGGCCUGCAAGCCCUCACCGUCGACGCAGCUGCCGUCUUGACUCGUAUUCUAGGCUUGCUGUCCGCCCACGUCCCCAUCGCAGAGAAAAGCUUGCAGAAUCGCAUUCGCCCGAUGAACUGGGAGACCGUGAUCGAUGUCGCUUCCACCAACGGUGCCGUGUCAGCGAGGCUUACUGAAGCUGUACGCGCUCGCAUGUCGAAUCUCUACGGACCUGCGACAUCCAAUGGUAUAGGUAAAGGGAGGCGAGCCUCACGGAAACGUAGCAUAUCACUGUCAGACUCGGACGACGAGGCGGCCGAGAUCCCCUCCAAGCGACAACGAAUAGAGGACGACUAG